GGAGAUACUCUUAAUGAUCGGCUAUGAAAAGCCAACUGACAUUUACUCCUGAGGUGCUGACUUGCUUCACCCCCGACAACUAUUGUGUUUAUUAUUAUUUCACCAUGCUGGUCAUUUAUGAACAUUUGAACAUCUUGGCCAUGUUCUGUUAUAAUCUCCAGUCUAACCCAGCCUAAAACCUCAAACAGCAAGCAAUGCAGGUGUAGAAGCACAGUGGCUAGGAAAAACUCCCUAGAAAGGCCAAAACCUAGGAAGAAACCUAGAGAGGAACCAGGCUAUGUGGGGUGGCCAGUCCUCUUCUGGCUGUGCCGGGUGGAGAUUAUAACAGAACAUGGCCAAGAUGUUCAAAUGUUCAUAAAUGACCAGCAUGGUCGAAUAAUAAUGAGGCAGAACAGUUGAAACUGGAGCAGCAGCACGGUCAGGUGGACUGGGGACAGCAAGGAGUCAUCAUGUCAGGUAGUCCUGGGGCAUGGUCCUAGGGCUCAGGUCCUCCGAGAGAGAGAACGAAAGAGAGAAUUAAAGAGAGCAUAUGUGGGGUGGCCAGUCCUCUUCUGGCUGUGCCAGGUAGAGAUUAUAACAGAACAUGGCCAAGAUGUUCAAAUGUUCAUAAAUGACCAGCAUGGUCGAAUAAUAAUAAGGCAGAACAGUUGAAACUGGAGCAGCAGCACGGCCAGGUGGACUGGGGAAAUGUCAGGUAAUCCUGGGGCAUGGUCCUAGGGCUCAGGUCCUCCGAGAGAGAGAAAGAAAGAGAGAAGGAGAGAAUUAGAGAAGAAUGCACACUUACAUUCACACAGGACACCGAAUAGGACAGGAGAAGUACUCCAGAUAUAACAAACUGACCCUAGCCCCCCGACACAUAAACUACUGCAGCAUAAAUACUGAGACAGGAGGCUGAGACAGGAGGGGUCAGGAGACACUGUGGCCCCAUCCGAGGACACCACCGGACAGGGCCAAACAGGGUUUAAACGAAGAUGAUCCACGUGAUCAUCAAAGUUUGGAAGGUCAAGUCCAGAAAAUUAAGAAUGAUAUCCUGGGUUUAAACUAUCCAGAAGAUAGUGAAGUGAAGGAUCCCCUGCCUCAGACUGAGCUGAAGGCUGUGACAAGGAGAAAAGUUAAGACCAAGAGGAGGACCAGUGCCAACAGGUCCACUGUUGAACAGAGCACUGAUACUGAUGCAGCCGAGAUAGAUUUUGUUGAUAAUCAGAGUGAUGAAGAUGAGGAUAAGGUGAAGAAGGAUCCCCUGCCUCAGAUGGAGCAGGAUGCCGUGAAGAGAAAUAAAGUCAAGACCAAGAGGACCAAGAGAAACAAAGUGGAGCAGAUCACUGAUACAGAUGCAGGUCCCUCUACAUCUGUGGAAUUUUCUGGGAUGACAAUUCAGGGGACAUCUCACGAGGGACAAUCUAAUGAAAAGAUCCUGAGUGAGUGUGUCUCCAGGGCCUGUCAGACCAGGGCUCUUGACCUCCCGCCAAUCGAUCCGGAUGCUUUCAACCCGAUUAUCAUCCGGUUUCUGGAAAAACUUACUGAGGAGCAAUGGAGGCAUUUAAACAUUGGCAGGAUGGACCCUGUGAUGAGGGCAUUGCUUGCAGAGAUGUGCCUGGAGAUUGUGCGGUUUGUAUCUGAGGCCAUCCUGGAGGUCAUCAUCCCUGCAAUUUUCCGUUUUGUACGGAUAUACAGCCAUGUGUCUCCAGUAUCCGGCAAGUCUCUGACAGAAUCAGAGAGAUCCUCUAGCACAAGCCUGAAGGUUUACAAGAGAGGCAGCAGCAAAUCCUCAAGGUCUUGCACGGCCAAAUCAAGCUCCUCUCGCAAUGGGUCUCAGACAGUGUUGCCAAAUACUCAGGGAGAUCGUGAGUCUAUAUCAUCUGAGCCACUCAGGGACUUUUUUGGGAUCACUGAGGACAGUCUCCUCACUGGUGUCCAGGAUUCCUUCAAAGAGUCGCUGAACAAUGUCCUCUGUAUCCAAAGAGAGGGCCAGGUAGACACUCAAAGUCUAUCCCGGGUUAUUGUUGGAGAAGUGUCAAAGAAGGUCAAUUCCAUAAUCUCUGUGGCCAUCCAAACUCCCAUCUCUGGCCAAAUGUCCCCUGUCAUUUUUGCCAGUGGUGGUGUCUCCAGAACCAAGGUUGUUGAGGAGAUGGUGUCUCUCGUUUCCAACAUACUUCAGAUGUAUAUUAAUGGGAAGAGUGUUGAGCAGAGUGUUGUUCUCAGAGAGGAUGGUGUUGAGGAGGUUCAGACCAAGGCCACUGAAUCGAUCCGGGAGAUUGUUAAAAGAUUCAGGGGUUGUACAUCAUGUUGUUCUGGCACUACAUCAUCUAGUCCAACUCCUAGGAUAGGUGAGAUCAGAGACCUUAUGAUUGACCCUGAGGGCUCUGAGUUGGUAAGUACCUUUGUUUCAGACAUGGACAAUCUUACCCAGUUUAUCAGGGCAUCCUGCUCUCCUGCACAGAGUGAGCAGAUCCUUCUUGAAAACCAUCAGAGUAAGAUCUGGUCUUACACUGUUGGCUGUUACUACGACAUGAAAAAUAUGCUGAAGAGGAUUCUUACCUGUCCAGAAAAAGGGGAUCUCGCAAGUACAUUUGUGAAGAGCACAAAAGAUUCUUUCACAAUGGUUCCAACUUUUUGCCUGGACUUCGAUCAUUCCAGUAAUGGUGAGGCUGACACAUCGGACUCCAUUUCUUGUAAACCACUUUUAAUAACCCCCUCAUCUAUGAAUAAACAAAAAGGACAAAGUGAGACCCCAAAACCUCUCAAAAAGUAUUUGCAAGACCAAGUCCUCCUUGACACCACAAAAGCGAUUGCCAGCCAGGUUCUAGUGUUGUAUAAGACUGAGGUGAUGGAGAAGUUCUCAUCUUCUGUUGGAGAGUGUGAUUCUGAAGAGUCUCUGGAGGCCAUUCUAUUUGUGGAUGGCAUCAUGUCUGACUUGAAUGAUUUCACCAGUUCUUGUUCCCCCUCACCAUCUGAGUUGUUAGACAGUGAACAAUAUCUCUCCCAUCUCACUUUUCCACUUGGUCUGCAGGGCAGCACCACCAACAUUGAAUCUACCCAGAAUCUUCCAGUUAUAAAUAUGAAGAAACUCUCCAGUGUGUCUUUCCAGACAAAGGCUAGAAAGGCAGUGAGUGAAGCUCUGAGAUCUAUCAACCCCUUUACAAACAGCUUACUGGGAGACUCUGAAGCAUCUAAAUUGCUGGACACUUUUGUAACAGAUGUGGAGACUGUUGUUCAGUCCAUGCAGGCACAUGAAUCUGAACAUUUCCAAAUUUCAAAAGUGAGCACCCUUUCUGCUGCUCGUAUUAUAUACCAUAGAUUUCGAGAAAUGCUGAGGCGGUUUCUCAUUCCCUGCCAAGACAAUGUAAAGGUCAUCGAUGGUGUUACACCAAUACAUGAUGACACUCUCAAACAGGCUCCGAGUGAAAGUUUAGAUUCUCAGGUGACUUGUAAUAGUGAUUCUCUUGAAAUCCAAGCGGACCUUCAAGCCUGUACCAAGGAGGUCAUUAGUCAAAUCCUCACUGUGUAUCACUCUGAGGAAUCCAUGGAGGAAUGCUUCUCUAGCCUAAAAGGAGAUACAGAAGACCUGUCCAAGCUUUUGGAUGCCGUUGUUUCUCAGAUUGACGUCCUUGCCGCCUCCAAAUCAUAUUUAUCUGUUGAUGACUAUGCUGUCAAUACACAGGACAAUUUGCAUGGUGAGAUCAACAAUGAUGAGGAGGAGGCAUCCUCUAGAAGUCUUAAAUCCACAGCCCUUGACAAACUAUGUACUGAGGAGUUUCAAACUAAAGCCUCACAUAUGGCUGGUGGGAUCCUUCAAUCAGGGUUAAUUGGCAUUGUAAAUACCAGCCUUGAUGGUAGAAGUGCAGACAUUUGUGCAGAGUCCAGUAAUGAUGGUGAUGAUAGAGAUGUCAAAAUCCUUCAGAAGAGUGGAACUCCACCUUUGUUCACCUCUUCUCUGCACACCAAUUCUGCAGCAUCCAACAUCGUCAUAAGCAUCACGAAAGACCUUAAUAGCUUCACCCAGAUGACUAAAAUGUCUGAUGCGUCAGUGUCUGGCCAGUUAGAGAGAUCCCUGUCAGCUUCAACCCUUCCUGUCAGUGUUCACAACGGGGCCAAUGUGAAAGGAAAGAUCAUUUGGCCAGGCACUGUUAACCUGUUCAACAAUGUGUUCACCAAGGUCAAGGAUUUUUUUGCCCAGCAACAACCGGUCCUCCUAGACAAUGUGGUUGAGGCCCCCAAACAUGUCGAAUCCGUAUGCAGAACAGCUACUUCUACACAAAUGACUUACAGUGAACAUGAAGGCAGCCAGACCAGCAUGGUAAAUUAUUCCAAAGCCUUAAUUAGUCAGACUCUGAUGACAAUCCAGAGGAGAGUGUCUAUGUCAGAGAGGAUGAGCACUUCAGAGAAAGGCCUCUUGACUCGUUCCAUUGUGGGCUCCAUGUUGGAGGAUGUUGACAUGGUGAGAACUGAUGGACACGAGAUACACCGGCCAUCCUCCUCAAAGUCCUCCCUGUCCAUCACCUCUGCCAUGACCAGAGGGUCUCAGAGUGAUUUUACAAAUUCUCUUCCAGGCACUCCAGUCCCCAAUGACUGGCCUGUUGAAAUCUAUUGUCCUAUCAUUAGGAGUUCGGUCAUUGAUAUGAGUGACUCCUCAACUCAUUCACAAGGGUCAACAAAUUACACAAGGCAAACCAUCUCUGCCAUAGUUGACACUGUUAUGGAGGUCAUUCCAAGAGAAGAUACAGAACACAUAGCCACUGCAGAUGAUGUCACUUCUUUUACAAGAAGACUUGCGAGACUCAGCCCCAGGGACAGUCUUCAGAACUUCUCACAUGAGCUCACUGACAAAGUUUAUGAGCUCAUAAAAAGUCACAACACCCCCCAGGCUCUUUUUGUGCCAGCUGGCAAGAGCGUGUCUGACUCUAUUCUUUUGAAGCUGAAGACAGGAUUGAAUGCUUCUGAAGAAUCCAGGGAGUUUCCAUCUGACCUUGUGUACUCCUUUACUACGGAGUCAAUAAAACGUCUGCUACAGCAGAUUGUCUUCUGGCCGCCUCCACCAUCACAAGGAUCCGAUUUCUGCCAAACUAUCAUCUCUGAUGGCUCUCUGCAGGAAACAAGUCGGCUUAUGCCGAGCUCUUCUUCCAUCUCCAUUAGUUCCUCACAGGUUUUCUGUGACACAAAGAGUAUUUUCACCAAUAUAAUGGUCAAUCAGGUCAUGGAUACCUGUUCUGUGGUCUCCAAUUCAUCAGAAGAAUUAUCAGAGUUGAUGAACAUAAUCAAUGGGUUGUCCCCAACUGAUCCUGGAACACUUGACUCUGACAGACCGGCUCUCAUGACCACUAGCCGUCAGUCUAGUUCCAAAUCAUUGCCUAGACCCUCUCUGUCUGGCAGCAGCACACACAACGGUGGAACUGUGGAUAUUCAAGUUUUAGGAGAGGUGGAAUCCAAGAUGGACAACAAAGAUCUGGAGAUGUCUAGUGUCUCUGUGCAUCCAUCAACUCCAUCAGCCGUGGACUCUGAUACACAUGCAUCAUUUGACUCCACUAGCAAUGACUACACCUCUUUGGUACUUUUACUGAUUGUUAGAUUGCUGUCAAUGAUCACCCCUAUCACAUUACUGGAAUCCUCUGACAUUGGUGAAACAUCAAGAGUUCUCACAAAGAGGAUUCUGUCUGAGUUCUGUGGCACCUCAGGCCUUGAACCAACUCAAGCCUACCCCCAGAAUCUGAAAAUCAAAAAGAUUUUCAAGGCUGUCUACAUGGGGCUUCUUCAAGAAUUCGGGUCAGAGAAGAUGCUCCAGGUUGCAAUGAAGUCAACGGAUUAUGCAUUUGACGAUGCCCUGGUCAAAUCAUUAACGAGGGAACUACUAAUUAAAUGCAAUGAGGCGAGCUCUUCACCUCCCUCCAUGACACAGUUGUCAUCACACAAUGCACUUGGCAGUGACGAGGUAGGUAAUUCUGGGCUUCCAACAACUGGUAUAAAGGAAAAGAAGAGAGGAAGAUUCAGCGCUCUCUGUGGACUCAAUCCAAAGUGUACAAAGAAGGUCAACAAGAAGAACCACUGCACUCCAACACCUUCCCAGAACCAGACCCCUGCCGUCAGUGAAACAGGCGCAGCAGCACACUGGCCUCCAAAGCCUGCAAAAUAAUCGCCGGACUGCCCCUUUCCUAGCUCUGCAUGGAUCGACCGCACAGAGUCAAAAGCAGCAGCCCGGGAGAAAGGGAUGUGAGGGGAAGGGUCCUUUAACAUGCAGGAGAGCUUCUCCACUACGGCCGCCACCAUGCCCACGGCCAUCCCACUUAUAAGGAUUGGGUGCUCUGAAUGGCCUUCCUCUGGCUGAAGCCACAGGGCCAGGAGGAGCCUGGGCACCACCUCCACCACCACCUGAGAUGGGCUGAGCAGGUUGCUACGGGGCUCAUUGGACUGCUUGCCCAGAAUGCUCCUCACAGCUCUUUUCGACGAUGCUGUGGACCUUAGGAUCGCUGAAAUCAACAAAAAGGAGAAGACAACGCUAAACGAUGUGCAAUGUGCUCACAGAGAACACUGUCUUAGUCUGUUUCUGCGUAGUUCCAGAUGUGUAGAUACAUGGAUCAAGUCAUAUGCAGGGCAGUACAUGGAACUCACAUGUCAGCUGGCGAGGUGGGGUGCAUGGAGGGGCGGAGCUUGCAGAAAGCCUCGUGCUCUAUGUUCAUCAUUUUUAGGCAAGUGUUUACUUCCCAGGCCUGAAGUAUGAAACAGGAAGUCCCAUUAGUGUAAUUUCACAACAGAUCUAUUCUGCUGUGCUAACUCGUUGUUGAAAGGCUAGUAGAGCUCACUAACUUGUAGUAUGUCUCUAACUCUCAUUCUCUUACCAGCCGAGCGAGGUCGUUUCCCUCCUCCAGGGUUUCAUUCCACACCCUUCAAAUAAAACACAGAGCAAUUCAACUUUCAUGGCUUCUGAUUUUUCUGUUGUUUAUUUUACCCACAUCUCCUGGAGUGCUGCUGGUGGCAGGGAAUGGCAGUGAAGGUGAGUGCUGACGUGGUACUCACCUCUCCCUAAGGGAUUUUUUGCCCUGAGACACCAGCCAGUUGCUCAUGCGCUCCGUGGUGACAUGGGGCGGGACCUGGCCUUGACUCUGGAGCAGCAGAUAAUGGACCAUAAGCUUCUUCUGCA
Molecule: messenger RNA, 7132 nt
Organism: Oncorhynchus keta (chum salmon)
Lineage: Eukaryota; Metazoa; Chordata; Actinopteri; Salmoniformes; Salmonidae
Exons: 10
Coding region: 1250-6127 (1625 amino acids)
Source: RefSeq, a predicted model, not a curated record